CCCGCUCUGACGUCAUGACGUAGCAGCUGCUGCUGCGAGAGGAGGACUCGGAGGCGAGAAGCCGCAGCCGGUACUGGAGUCAGUGCUGGAUCCGCCGUGUUCCGGGGCUGUGUGACCGGGGAGCGAUGCUGUGCAGCUCACCCGUCACCCCAAUGAAGACUGCGCUGGGUCACUCAUUCCAAAGCAGAGCGGUGUCCUGCCAUAGGAUUGGUGUUGAACAGAGAGGAAAUUAAAUGUCCGGCUUCAGUCCCUAGUCAUACAUCUGUGUGAGGACCUAGAAGGAGGAGGAAGCCGGGAUCGCGACAAUUGAUAGGCCAAUGAGCACAGCCUCUCCAUUCUUAUGUCAUCGACGUAUCUUUGUCCACACAUCUUGCGGGUUUAUUCCAUUCAUUUUAAGAUAAAAUAACUUUGUGGCCGAACGGCUGAUUGCGCAGAGAUCUGAGCAUCAGAUACCGCGAGGGGGGCAUGGUUGAUGUUUUCUGAUGGAUGCCACUGGCAGUGACGGCCUCUGCGAUGAUGGAGAACCAGCUGGUGCCGAGGGGAAGAGGUUGCUGGAUGGGGAACAGAAGGCUUCCAAGGGCUCACACUUUGACAACAUCAAUGUGAUCGGCCAGGGGCUGAAGCAUCUGUUUCAGCCGCAGAGGCGGCGCUCCUCCGUCUCCCCCCAUGAUAUUCAGCAAGCGCAGCUGGAGCCCGAUCCAGAACCGGAUCACGUACAGGGAUCGGAAGUGGACGAUGCCAAUCAGCCCACAGCUCUGAACCGCGUCCUGCAGCAAAUCCGCGCCCCUCCUAAAGUGAAGAGAGGAAGCAGCCUCCAGCAAAACCGCAAGGGCAAGACCCGGGGGAGCCCGCAGAUCGGCCGCCGUUCCGCACAGGACAUAAUGGCGGUUCUCUCGCACCCUGCGCGGCCGCGAUCUUCUUCCACCACGGAUGCGCACGCUGCCUCCGCUGCUCUGGACGUAUCCAGCACCUCUUACUUGUCCCGGGAGGACUCGGCUGAGAAGAUCGAUCGGUUGGAAGGGGGCGGCCUCUCUCAGGCAUCCAGCAUGGUGUCCUCGGGGGCGGACGGCAUGCUGGCCACGGACACGGACGGGACGCUUGACCCGCAGCGCACCAAGGCGGCCAUCCUGCAGCUGCAACAGAAAAUCCUCAAACUGACCGAGCAAAUAAAGAUCGAGCAAACCGCCAGGGACGACAACGUGGCCGAGUAUCUGAAGCUGGCGAACAACGCGGACAGGCAGCAGGGCGCACGCAUCAAGCAGGUGUUUGAAAAGAAGAACCAGAAGUCUUCACAGAACAUCCUCCAUCUGCAGAAGAAGUUGGAGCACUAUCACCGCAAGCUGCGCGAGGUGGAGCAGAACGGAAUCGCACGACAACCCAAGGAUGUCUUACGGGACAUGCACCAGGGACUGAAGGACGUGGGGGCUCGAGUGACGGGUUUCAGCGAGGGGGUAGUGGACAGUGUUAGGGGAGGGUUGUCCAGUUUCUCACAGGCCACUCACUCGGCAGCGGGGGCCGUUGUGUCUAAACCCCGGGAGAUUGCGUCCUUGUUACGUAACCGCUUUGGUAGCAGUGACAAUAUUUCAUCCCUGGAUGAUCCCUCAGGUCUGUCUUCCACCCAGGGAGAGGAAGUAAUACAUGGGAAGAGUCUCGUUAACAUGCUCCAAGCCAGUCCUAAAUAUGGAAGUGAGGAAGACUGUUCCAGUGCUACGUCUGGGUCACUGGGCGCGAACAGCACCAGUGGGGGGCCAGCUGGUGGAGGGGGCGGAAGCUCACGAACAAACACCUUGGACGUGCAAGGAUUGAUGGGGUUCGAAAUGGUGAUUCAUGAGAUCCAGGAAAUGCGGGAAGCCCAGAGUCAGCUGGAAGACUCAUUAGAAGGACUGAGGACUCGUUAUCAGAGUGACUACUCCUUCAUUCUCCAGUCACUGCAGGAGGAGCGGUACAGGUGCGAGAGACUGGAGGAACAACUUAAUGACCUGACCGAGCUUCAUCAGAAUGAGAUCCUCAACUUGAAGCAGGAGCUGGCCAGUAUGGAGGAGAAAAUUGCCUAUCAGUCCUACGAGAGGGGGCGGGAUAUCCAGGAGGCGCUGGAGGCUUGUCAGACCAGGAUUUCCAAAAUGGAGCUCCAGCAACAGCAGCAGCAGGUGGUGCAACUGGAGGGCCUGGAAAACGCAACGGCCAGGAACCUGCUGGGAAAACUCAUCAACAUACUUCUGGCGGUCAUGGCGGUGGUGCUGGUGUUUGUGUCCACUGUGGCCAACUGUGUGGUCCCGUUACUGAAGACCCGCGGCCGGACGUUGGGGACGCUGCUCCUAGUCCUGCUGGCCGCGCUUCUUUAUAAACACUCGGAUUCUUUCUCCGGAUACCUGGAGCGACUGCUCUCACCUCCGAGAUAACUGGACUCUUCCCCCACCCCUGAGUCUGGGGCACGGAUGGUACAGUCUUCUACUUAAAGACAGUGGGAGAGCCCAUCUUGCUUGGGCUGUGGGGGGGGGGGGUUGCUAUUUCUGGGGACUGGUACAAGAAGUUCCUGUUUGAGGCCAUGUUUCAGUUAGGUAACUGCCAAUUCACAGUGCCCCACCCUCCGCACGCCUUAAAAUCCAGGAGGGUCACGCUGGGCAUUUUGCACCACCCCACUCCCAACAUAAGUAAUGUUGCCCCCUUUGGAACUUGUAGUUACUGGGGAGCAUGGUGGGGAGGGGGAUGUGAGAGUGUACGGUUUACAUUGUAUGAAAGAAUUUUGGACAUUUUUGUGUUUAUUUUGGAUUUCUCCCCAUGACUGAAGGACAUUUGCUGCAAUACCGUUCCUUCCCUACGCCCAUUCCCUGUGAGCCAGUCUCUGUGCCUUCAGGGCCUGUGUUACGGGACAGCUCUGACUGCAGCAAGGCAUGCUGGGAGUUACCUGGAGCCUGGACUGUACAAAUGGACAUUGUGUUGUAGCGUAAGGCACUCUGACCUGCUUCUGCCACCCUCCUGACCCAGAACACAUCCACUCUACCAAGUGCCUUAUUGCUUCUGUUCCUCGGGGGAGGGGGCAUUUCAGCACCUUGCAUUACAUUACAGACGCUAAGAGGUCAAUAGGUGGCAAAUGGGUUAAAGGGGAAUCCUAACUGCCUUUACACUGAAUCUGUGGACGCCAGUCGCCCCUCUCCGCCGCCUCUUCCUUCGGAACCUUUUAUUUUACUGGAGUAGAGCCUGUACGCAUCAAUCUGCUAUUUAAUGCACCGCAGGCUCCUCCAGCUGCACAUUCCUUGCAACAGUAGGUGGUCCUUCUACUAUAACUCCACAGAGAAGAGGGGCGACUGACGUCUCUGCGGGGAUCCAUGGGUGACGGGGAGGACUAGCGACUCCGUCAAUAAUUCACAGCCACCCCUUUUGCUGCUCGGGCUGUCACCUACUUAACGUGGCGUCUUGUAUAAAAAAAAUAAUGUGAGAGCAGUAUUUGAGUUUUGUUUAUUUUGUGGUUUCUUGAAUUAUUAUUUUUUUAUUUUCCGGUAGCCGUUCAGCCAUUGUCUGCCAGAGGGGUCCUACUGCACCUUCCAACUUUCUCUGGCAGAGAGACGCGUGAAUAACACUUGGCUGCACUUUUCCGAGACACGCACGUGCUGCUGCCACUAGGGGGAGUGGGAGAGGCUGGGGGUGGGUGUGAGAGCAGCUCUCAUUUGGUACAGUGUCGUCGCUGUAAGUAUUCCCCUCCUGUCCCGUAUGGAGGCUUGUUAUAAAUUGUUUAAUAUUUUAAUUAAUAUUAUUUGGAGUGAGAGGGGAGGACUCAUUGAAUAAAAGUAAUGUUUUUAAAGGAAAA
Messenger RNA from Pseudophryne corroboree (corroboree frog), 3805 nucleotides. It is a transcript of the gene TMCC1, whose product is annotated as transmembrane and coiled-coil domain family 1. NCBI's taxonomy places the organism in Eukaryota, Metazoa, Chordata, Amphibia, Anura, Myobatrachidae. The coding region runs from base 483 to 2399 and encodes 638 amino acids. The record is from RefSeq and is a predicted model, not a curated record. The transcript is spliced from 7 exons. Gene Ontology annotation, cellular component: endomembrane system.